UAGGGUAAGGGUAUAUUUCUGUCGAAAGCGCAGGGAAGCAAAGCAAAGUCAAAACUAGCAAAACAAUGGGUGGUGAUAAGAUCAUCCAUCCUAGCUUCAGCUCUGAGGAAGAGUCCUCAGUAGACCAAGAUUUCCAAUUUCCACCGUUGCCUUCCCACAAGCCCACUUUGAUCAGGGAUUAUUCGAGAAUGAAGAUUGAAGAUGGGGAAGCUGGUAGAUCGUUUCUCGAAGAUUUUGAUAACAUGGGUUCUCCAUUUUCCUCUUCUCUGGGGUUUGAAAUUUAUAACAAGAGGAGACAGAAGGUUUACAAUGAGGUUUUGCAGAGUUAUGAACUUUCCCGGGUUCAAAGUAUGAAUCUAAACGAGGGAAAGGACAAAAUUCUGAGUUAUGUCCCUGGAGCAUGGAUUGAGAAUGUCAGUGACAUGAAACUGAGUGAUUAUGAUGUUCCAGAAAGAACAUCACUCCUGUUGAUUGGUCCGAAAGGGUCAGGAAAAAGUAGCCUGGUCAAUAGAAUUUCAAGGGUGUUCGAGGAUGGCGAUUUUACACCAGAAAGAGCUCAAGUAUCAUAUAAUCCAUCUGUUGGAGAUGGUACCUACUAUCUCCAAGAAUACAUGAUCCCAAGAGGUUCAGCUUCGUUCUGUCUUUAUGAUACCCGGGGCUUGUCUAAUGACACAUCUGAAAACAUUAAUAUGAUUGAGUAUUGGAUGAAUAAAGGAGUUCGCCACGGCGAACUUGUUUUCAGGAAAUCAGAUGGUUCUAGUUUGAGGAGAAUGAUGUUUAAAAUACGCAACCUAGGCCGGCAGUCUUGCAAGACCCGGACAGUUAAUUUUGUCAUUUUUGUUGUUGACGGGGUCUCAGUUUUGAAAUCCAUGGAGGGUGAUGAUGACACGGCCGAGGUACAGUACAUGCAAAUGAUCACCAAGGUUUUCAAGUGUCCAUGCUUGUCGUUUAAAGAUGAUAAACCUGUUGUUGUUAUCACACAUGGAGAUUUACUUUCAAUUGUUGACCGUGUUCAUGUCCGACUUCAUUUGGGAGAGCUGCUGGGUAUUCCACCUGCAAAACAAAUUUUUGACAUUCCAGAAACCAACGAUCCGGUAACAGAGUUGACAAUUAUUAAUAUGUUGUGCUACUCGCUCGAGCAUGCAGAUCGAAAUCUUCCACACAAGAAACGGGUCCGCAAAGUAUGUAUAUCUGCAUUCAUAUAUCUGUUAUCGAUGCUGGGGAUUGCCUUAUCAGUGGCUUACGUUCGAAGUUGGAAUACGAGACAUGAUCGGGAACCAGAACUGCGCAUAAAUUGGUAUGCUAUCCGGCACAUAUGGUAAAGGAUUAAUUACAGUCAACUUCCUUUGUCUGGUGUGAACAACAUGAAUACAUUCGAUCAAAAUGCAUAUG
Molecule: messenger RNA, 1392 nt
Organism: Hibiscus syriacus
Lineage: Eukaryota; Viridiplantae; Streptophyta; Magnoliopsida; Malvales; Malvaceae
Exons: 9
Coding region: 66-1322 (418 amino acids)
Source: RefSeq, a predicted model, not a curated record